Messenger RNA from Stereum hirsutum FP-91666 SS1, 471 nucleotides. RefSeq lists its product as uncharacterized. NCBI's taxonomy places the organism in Eukaryota, Fungi, Basidiomycota, Agaricomycetes, Russulales, Stereaceae. The transcript has 3 exons. The record is from RefSeq and is a predicted model, not a curated record. The annotation marks the transcript as partial.
AUGGGCAUCGUGCUACUUGUUCUGCGAACGUACUACAUCUUCUCAAACCUAUACUACUCCUUCAAGACCUUGAAGCCACCCCCACCUUCAUCGCGUAACAAUGGCCAGCCUAGUGUGCGUGCAGUCAGUCAGCGAAAGCGAGACAUGAAAGGCUGUCUAACUAUCUGGAUCGUUUGGUGCUGUGUCGCCAUGUACGAAACGCAUGUCGAAAAUAUUGUCAGCAUUUUCAUUCCAUUCUACGACGAGAUCAAGUCUGUGAUCUUGCUCAUCUUGAUUAUGUCGCGUGCCCGAGGUGCCGAGCCAAUAUAUCUUCACGUCAUCCGGCCGUUGAUCAAGCCAUACGUUCCCCUCAUCGACCCCAUCUUGGAGGUCAUUUUAAGCGUCGGCGAUUUCCUUCUGCUGGCGAUCUCUCUCCCAUUCUAUCCACUCACCUCUUGGUGGAGGGGUCGCAAGUCGGAAAAGGCCAAACCC